Molecule: messenger RNA, 375 nt
Organism: Geodia barretti
Lineage: Eukaryota; Metazoa; Porifera; Demospongiae; Tetractinellida; Geodiidae
Source: the annotation of a GenBank genome assembly
AUGACACCGUCGCAUCGGCGUCACGAUAUUUCGGACCAGGUUUGGGAACUUUUGAGACCUCAUUUGCCUGGCGGCGCAGGGAAAAGAGGGCGGCCGGCCAAGGACAACCGGUUGUUUUUGAACGCGGUGUUUUGGAAUCUGCGGACUGGGGCACCGUGGCGGGACCUGCCGCCGGACUAUGGGGACUGGAAGAACACCCAUCGCCGCUUUUGUCGCUGGCGGGACCGCGGCGUUUGGGAGCAACUGCUGGACCGGGUCAUCGAUGACCCGGACUUUGAGUGGUUGAUGAUCGACGCUACCCACAUCAAGGUUCAUCCCCAUGGGACUGGUGCCCGUGGGGGCAAUCAAGAUGUAGGCCGUACAAAAGGGGGCUAA